Messenger RNA from Drosophila ananassae, 2556 nucleotides. RefSeq lists its product as uncharacterized. Gene Ontology annotation, biological process: regulation of transcription by RNA polymerase II. Gene Ontology annotation, cellular component: transcription regulator complex; nucleus. The record is from RefSeq and is a predicted model, not a curated record. Lineage: Eukaryota; Metazoa; Arthropoda; Insecta; Diptera; Drosophilidae. The coding region runs from base 127 to 2166 and encodes 679 amino acids. The transcript is spliced from 5 exons.
UGAGUGACUCCUAAACUGUAACACCUGUUCGGUCACUGUCACCUCAUUUUGUUUAGCCAGCUUUUAUUUAUUAUUAAAACGCGCAAAUAAACAAGCCGCCAGCAUGGAUAGCAAGUAGAGGGUACCAUGGAGACGCUGCCUUGUGCCAACCAGCUGCAGGAGCCGUCGCAGCAGCCUCAGCAACAACAGCAGCAGCUCGUGAAUCUCAGCAUGGAUGCGAAUCUUCCCGAGAAUAUGGUUAGCAUUCCUAAGGAGAUAAUCCUUAUAUCGCUGGUGUCCCGACAGCAGUCUCUCUACAAUCCCAAGCACCCGCACUACAGAAGCACCAAAAUCAAGGAUGAGAAAUGGCUGGAAAUAGGCGGUAAUGUGGGGUGGACAGAUGCACAAUGCAAAUCCAAGUGGAAGGCUAUGAGGGACCAGUACUGCCGGGAACUGAAACGCGCCAAAGCCUGUGCCAAAGCUGUGAAAUGGAAAUACUUCAAGGAGCUGGACUUUCUGCGACCUUAUGCCUUGGCCAGGAACUAUAGAGGAAGAUCUGGCCAGAAUACCAAUGGCAUUGUUUCCACAGUUACGCCCAUAUCGCUUCCAUUAAGUAACUCCUUUAGCAGCAGCAGCAGCAGCCAGAACCUGAACCUCUCUGGCAGCAUUAAAAUAGAGGAUGCCAGUGCUACCACGCUGCUGGACAACUGCAGCUUUAGUUCUGCCGGCACGCCUGAUAAGAAAACAGGCGCCACCUUUAUGGCAAGCCAUAUAGGCACUGUACUGCAGCAACAGCAGCAGACGCAGCCGGAGACCAACUGGAAUUAUCUAACAGACGCUGGUGGCGGCAGUGCCCCUUCAAUUAUAGUACAGUGCGGCACUGCUAGCACCACCACGGUGGUGGACACACUCUACAACGACAUUGUAGAUUGCGUAAAUGCCGCCAAUCAUUCAAAUUCUACGACCACGGCUGCAGGUGGCACUGUAACCGGCACAGCAUCAGCUUCAAACGCCGAGGAGGAGGACGAUGAUCCCAUACACACCUUCCUCAAUAUGGAAAGCUACUUCGAAAAGGAACUGAUCACGCUGAUACAGCAGGAGGAUAUGAUCUACAACUAUAGCAACGAGAACUACCGCAACGCCAAGCUAAAAAUGGAGGUGUGGGAGGAGAUAGCCAGGAAGCUGAAGAAAUCGGUUAAACAAUGCCGUCUAAAAUGGAAAGCUUUAAGGGACCAAUAUGCUCGGGAGCAUAAGCGUUUAAGAACGCUGAUGCACAUAGAUGCCACUUCGCGUUGGAAGCACUAUGACUCGCUCAGCUUUCUGCAAAAGUAUAUUCAACAAAAGUCUUUGGAUGGAGAUCCACAAUUAAGCCUUCUUUUGCCAAAACAUGAUGCCGUCACAGAGCUGGAGGAGCACAUGGUUCAGUCUGAUUCACCGCCCACGCAACAAAGCCACUUAGAGUCCUCCUCAUCCAAUUCGCAACUAAAUAUGCCUGCCCUGCCACACUUGACGGCUACACACAAGGCUGAAAUAACUGAAGCUCUACAAGAUCAGCAGCAGCAGCAGCAGCAAAACUCUGAGCAACGACAUCAGCAACAGCAAGCGAGCGAGUUGUGUGUGGCCACCUACGAUGACAUGGAACUAGAGAACUACAUCAAUGGUGAUGCACACCAGGAAGAUGAGGAAAACGACGAAGAGGACGAGGAAAUGGAAACCACAACUGGCACGGAGCAAGCACCACAGCAACAGGACCAGCAGAUGAUCAGCUAUGACCACGAAGAAGGUCCUGUCUAUAUGGCCGUACAGACUGUGAGCAAUGCCCUGGCCAAACAGGAGCAGGCUAGUGGUAGAGUCGCCAAUAUGGAGCACCAACAGCUGCAGGCAGUGGCGGAAUAUCAGCAGAAACUUGAGCCUCCCAGCACUCCGCGCUACCAGAAUGCUGCCAGCACCCCCAGCUCCACUUCCACGUCGCGCUAUCAUUCGGCACCGAUCACGCCCAACAAACCAACCAGCCAUGUGGAGUUUCCACCCACCAACGGACACAAUUCCGGCGAUGAUGACGAGAUUGGAGCCUUUUUCAAGGCAGUAGCCAUGAAAAUCCGCAACGCUCAGCUGGAACCAGUGGCCUUCACCGAUCUGCAAAUUGAUAUUCUGCGCGUCAUCAACGAGGCUUUGAGGAAUCACUAGUACUCGAAGCUGAUCAGAUUUAGUUUAUGUGGACCAUCAAAGGUUUCAGCACGUUUCAUUUUAGACAAUAAGUGUUAUUUCGAAAGUGUUUUUCUAAUUUUUAAAUGAGUUAAUAUUUUUUGUACAUUUUUCUUUUAAAUUUUCAAAAUAUCCCAUUGGCCGCAAAGCUCCGAUGCAAUACUUAAUAAUGUGUUACAUGUAUAUAGACCAAAAGUCAGAGAAAAAGAAAGUAAUAGUGUUUAUUAGCAUAGGAUGUGUCCAGUUGACAAAAUGAAACCGGAACGACAAGAAUUCUAACUACUGUUUAAAGAAUAACCAUAAUUAAAUCGAUUGUAACGAGCUCUUACAAUAGUGAAACAAAAAAAUAUAUAUUUUGAAAGCAAGAAGAAA